CAUUGUUCUUUUUACUGUAUACAAACUCUGUUUCAUUACUCAUUCUUCUAGUUCAGUUAGUCAGAUUUAUUGACCAACUAUUCACCCUGUUUCUCUAUAGCUUAUACCUACAUUUAUUUUGCCAAGAUAAACAAAUACUGGAGGUUAAACUCCAGUGCAAAAUACUGCAAACUGCAAACCACCUGUGUGACAUUAGUAGUCUAUUUGUUCAUGAGAGUUUUCGCCUAAAACAGCAAUCACACAGAAAUUAACUUAUUGCAGACAUGGGAUGGACCUGCUAUGUUUUAUGGUUUCUGUGUUUGUCUUUGAGUAAGUGUUGGCAGCUGCCCGACUCGCAACCAGUGAUACAUGGGGAGGUCCAUUCCCCACAGUAUCCCCAGCCUUACCUUCCCAACCUAAAAAUGGAAUGGGACCUCUGGGUUCCUGAGGGCUACCAGAUCCAGUUGUCCCUAAAACAUCUGGAUAUUAAAACGUCUUCAGGCUGCUAUCAAGAGUCUUUGACGGUUCUUGAUGAUCAAAAGAUCUUGGAAAAGUUUUGUGGUCAGGCAAAUUCAACUGACCACCCAGGCAAACAGCCGAUCCUUUCUCAAAGCAACAGACUAAGUCUCAUUUUCCAAACAAGUGACUCCACUGCAGAGGUCCAACGUCACACUGGUUUCUCUGCUACCUACAAGGCAAUAGACGUGGAUGAAUGUUCAAAACCAGACCCUGGAGAUGGCUCAGGUCCACUCUGCACCCAGAUCUGUGUCAAUACCCCUGGGUCUUACCACUGCUCCUGCCACAAUGGUUACAAACUUCAUUUAGACCAAUACACUUGUUUGUUAUCUUGUGGUGAUUGUAUACUCAACAAACAUAAAGGAAAGCUAUCCAGUCCAGGGUACCCUGGCCCCUCACCUCCUUUUCUGUCCUGCAAGUACAUCAUCUCUGUGGAGCCCAAAUUCACUGUCACUCUCAACUUCACUGACAAAUUUCACAUAAGGAGUGUGGACACUGAGCAAGGUCCCAGGUGUUUACAUCACUGGCUGCAGGUGACCAUCCCAGACAGAAAGCCCAUGAAGCUGUGUGGUGGAAAGAGUCCAGGUCUGAUAGCUACAAAUUCCAGUACUGUCAGACUGGACUAUCAUACUGAUUAUGAAGGCCUGAGUCAUGGCUGGAGCCUGGAGUACACCACAAAUGAGAUCAAAUGUCCACUUCUGGGUAAUGUCUCCAAAGGCAGAGUGACUCCUGUUUUAAAUGAAUAUUUCUUCAGAGAUUACAUCUAUGUGACCUGUGACCAAGGAUACAGGCUGAUGAUGGAUGGUCAUGAGAUCAGUACAUUCUCAGCCAUGUGUCAAAGCGAUGGACAGUGGCACCUCCCUCUGCCAAAAUGCCAGAUAAUUGAUUGUGGUGAACCCAAACCUUUGCUGAAUGGAGGGAUGAACUUCAUGUCUGGCUUUCAGAAUCAGUAUCAUUCUGUUGUUCAGUAUCACUGUGAUGAACCAUUUUAUACUCUGUCUAGGCAUGUAGAUGUCAGUUUUACCUGUGAAGCCGACGGAAAGUGGAGAUCCAACCACAGCGAUGUCACUCCAACAUGUAUACCUGUUUGUGGCAAACCAACAAAACUUAUCUCAACCUAUCAGAGGAUCAUUGGAAGCAGUGCAGACAAUACCAUCCCCUGGCAUGUGCUACUGGAUAUAAAUGGAAGAACAGGAGGAGGCAUGCUAAUUGCAGACAGUUGGAUUAUGACUGCAGCUCAUGUCCUAACACAUUAUGGAAAUAUAACAUCAAGCGAGGCUGUGUGGGCUUACAUGGGACAUACAGAUGUUAACACCUUGAAGCUAUCUCCUAUCUAUGCUGCUUCAGUCCAUGUUCACCCCGAAUACAAUAACCCCAACGGCUUAGACUACAACGAUGACAUUGCCUUGAUCAAACUGCAAGAACCAAUCACCUUCAACUCCUCCAUUAUGCCAAUAUGUUUACCUGCAGAGGGUGCCACAUACACCACUGACAUGAUAGGACUGGUGUCAGGCUUCACCAUCACAGAAACUGACAACCAACAGAUCUUCACAAAUAAACUGAAAUAUGUGCACCUCCUUGUGGUGGAGCAGAAGACAUGCAGGCGCUCAGUCAAUAAGCUGAAGAAGACAAGAGACAAUGUACCAAGUCUGACAAAUAAUAUGUUUUGUGCUGGAGUCCCUGAAGGAGGGAAGGACUCCUGUCAUGGUGACAGUGGAAGUCCCAUCGCCCUGAAGGAUGACGGACGGUUCUGGGCUGCUGGGAUUGUCAGUUGGGGGGUUGACUGCAGACAGCAGGGAAUGUAUGGAGUCUAUACCAGAGUCGCUAACUACGUGGACUGGAUCAAAAAGACUAUUCAAGAAAAUUAAAUUUACUAUAUUUCAUUACGAUGUUGAUAAAACUUGGUGUGCUGAACAAAAGCAGGCAAUUAAAAACAAAUGA
This is a messenger RNA of Larimichthys crocea (large yellow croaker), 2436 nucleotides long. RefSeq names its product complement C1r-A subcomponent-like. The record is from RefSeq and is a predicted model, not a curated record. Gene Ontology annotation, cellular component: extracellular region; blood microparticle. Gene Ontology annotation, biological process: zymogen activation; complement activation. Lineage: Eukaryota; Metazoa; Chordata; Actinopteri; Sciaenidae. Gene Ontology annotation, molecular function: serine-type endopeptidase activity; calcium ion binding.